Molecule: messenger RNA, 1377 nt
Organism: Ruditapes philippinarum (Manila clam)
Lineage: Eukaryota; Metazoa; Mollusca; Bivalvia; Venerida; Veneridae
Product: procathepsin L-like
Exons: 9
Coding region: 149-1141 (330 amino acids)
Cellular component (GO): lysosome
Molecular function (GO): cysteine-type endopeptidase activity
Source: RefSeq, a predicted model, not a curated record
CAGGUCACAUGACCACUGAAGUCUCGCGUGAUAAUGAAAUUAUCACGGGUUCUGUUUUUUUCGGGGACAACUCAAAACAUAUAAAUAUGAUGUCUUAACAACCGCUCUUCACUAGUGAAGGUGGAACUAAAGACAUCAGAUAUAAAAAAUGAUCCGUGCAGCAGUAUUCGCAUGCCUUUUGGCAACAUCGUUAGCGCUCAACAGUUUCCUUGACAACGAAUGGGAGUCAUACAAAACCACCUACGGUAAACAGUAUGAGCCUCAUGUUGAGGGACUCAGACGUGCUAUCUGGGAAAGCAACAUUCAGUAUGUAGAAAGACAUAAUCUCGAGGCCGACAGAGGACUUCAUACUUACAGACUUGGAAUGAACGAAUACGGUGACAUGACAAAUAAAGAAUUUGUAGGUAUGAUGAACGGCUACAAGCAAAACGUUAGCCGAUCAGUCUGCAGUAAAUUCACACCACCAUUGAAUGUUAAUCUUGGAGAUCUUCCCGACAGUGUUGAUUGGAGGCCAAAGGGAUACGUCACUGAAAUUAAAAAUCAGGGACAAUGUGGAUCAUGUUGGUCAUUCUCCACCACUGGCUCCCUCGAGGGACAAAACUUCAAGAAGACUGGCAAAUUGGUGUCACUCUCCGAGAAGAAUCUCAUGGACUGCUCCAAACCAGAAGGAAAUAUGGGAUGUGAAGGGGGCCUUAUGGAUCAAGCUUUUGCAUACGUUAUCAAAAAUAAGGGAAUUGACACAGAGGAAUCUUACCCAUACAAGCCAAAGAACGGCCGAUGUGAGUUCAAAGAAUCAAACAUUGGUGCCACAGAGGUUAGCUGUAUGGAUAUCGACAUGGGAUCAGAAAGUGAUUUACAAGCCGCUGUAGCAACAGUAGGACCAAUAUCUGUAGCCAUUGAUGCUAGCCAUCCAUCUUUCCAAAUGUACAGAUCUGGUGUCUAUAAUGAGAGAAGAUGUUCAUCAAAGAAACUUGACCAUGGUGUUUUAGCUGUCGGUUAUGGUACCGAAGACUCUAAAGAUUACUGGCUUGUGAAAAACAGCUGGGGAGAGAGCUGGGGACAAAAGGGAUACAUUAUGAUGACAAGAAACAAGGAAAACCAAUGUGGAAUUGCUACAUCAGCUAGCUUCCCUACCAUGUAAUCCGAUUUGGUGGAAAGAUCUGCUUUGUAUAAUUCAAACAAGACGAUUAUUUGAUUAUUAUUCUAUUACGUCCAUAGAUAUUGCUUAAAAAUGUCCAUUGUGAACACAUUUUUUACCGUGUGCGUACUGAAAUGAUAUAUAAAAUGUGUCUUGUGUGAUGAUAUGUACACUUGGACUUGUUUUAAUUUUUGUAAUGUAAAUUUGUAAGUUGUUUUGUAUGAAAUAAAAACAUAAAA